Molecule: messenger RNA, 725 nt
Organism: Rhipicephalus sanguineus (brown dog tick)
Lineage: Eukaryota; Metazoa; Arthropoda; Arachnida; Ixodida; Ixodidae
Exons: 3
Coding region: 1-702 (233 amino acids)
Source: RefSeq, a predicted model, not a curated record
AUGGUUGACUCGCGGCGCGCAAGAACGUCGUCCCCGGCUGACGACGUCGCGGCCGGCGCUACGACGGUGGCGGACCCGGUGCGUCGGCAGGCGGUGCUGGGUCUGGUGGUGCCGGGCCUGCUCUUCCUCAUCGCCGGCACGGUGUGCGCCUUCUACGCCUUCCUCGUGGGAGUGUCGCUCGUCGCGUUCGGCGCACUCUUGCUGCUGCUGCCGGCGGCCGUGUGCCGCAUCCUCAAGUCGCUGCCCGGCCAGGAGGAUCCUGAACACGGACACAGAAAAAAGGAGAGCCAGCGGAACAUCGCGCGCGAUCACCGGCCGGCCUACGGAUCCCGGUACUCCGCCGCCUACGUGAACCCCGCCUUCGAGCCCAAGGAGGCCAUGGUGGAGGACGACGACAACUGCUCGGGCUACGCACGCGUCAGCUCCAUCAGCUGCAGCAGUCUACACCAGGGCCUGUACAAGCCGACGUCGCAGAAGCCGUGCCACCUCAAUGGCGCGCCGCCGCGCAAGUACGCCAGCACCAACAGCCUGGCAGCGGAGUUGCACGAAGCGUGCCGUUACCAGCGCGGCGGCGGUGCCAGGGAUCCCGCGAGACCAGUAAGCCACGGCUUCCGGCACAUAGAGUUCAACCCCGAGUCGCCUCGCUUCGGAGAACAGCCCCCGAGAUACUCGACCGUCGUCCGAGAGAGUCCGCUGAUUUAGCGCGUGCAUGACACGACGCGCGC